AUGGAUCAAAUCGCAGACACAAGCAAACGUGCGCGCGCAGCUGAUGAAGAAGUCGGCUCCCUCCUGUUCAAGAAGCGCAAACCCGAGACCGAACCAGCAACGCGGACGCCAGACCUCCCACGGCUUCCUCCCGCUCAAUCCGCGCCGCCAUCAAGCAGCAUACCCAAGAGUUCAAUCUUAAGUUACUUCAAGCCAUGCCGGUCAAGCUCGGCCACUGAAGCCUCCGACCCCUUGUCCGACUCGGAAAAGCUGGUCAACACCCCGCCUUCAUCGCCUCCCGUUUUCAGAAAGAUCAAGGAACCUCGCCGUCUGAGGCUUCGACACAGCACGCCACUGUCACAUUCGUCGGACCCUUUGGAGGAUGAGAAGGACGAGAACGAAGACGGUUGUAUCGUCGUUGGACAAAAAUCAUUCCACACUCGCAGGACGAGGGCACGAGGCGCCCCAGAGCUGCAAGACGCCGGCGAGAGCAAACUAAACCAGCUUGCCGACCUCGGAAAGAUCGAAUCCCAGGCUAGGCUGAAGAAACCUGCCUCCCGAACAAAGCCUGUUCCGACUGUCCAGACGACCAUCAACCUCUCUUCGAAACCUACUUUUAUGGAGUGCAAGACGUGCCGGAUCGUGUACAACCCGCUGCACCCGGCAGACGUAAAAUAUCACUCUCAACGGCACGCAGCCUUCCUUCGGGGCAGGGCGAAGAAAGCAUGA
Molecule: messenger RNA, 708 nt
Organism: Colletotrichum fioriniae
Lineage: Eukaryota; Fungi; Ascomycota; Sordariomycetes; Glomerellales; Glomerellaceae
Source: RefSeq, a predicted model, not a curated record